Molecule: messenger RNA, 719 nt
Organism: Triticum dicoccoides
Lineage: Eukaryota; Viridiplantae; Streptophyta; Magnoliopsida; Poales; Poaceae
Product: histidine-containing phosphotransfer protein 1-like
Exons: 5
Coding region: 158-505 (115 amino acids)
Biological process (GO): cytokinin-activated signaling pathway; phosphorelay signal transduction system; phosphorylation
Cellular component (GO): nucleus; cytoplasm
Molecular function (GO): histidine phosphotransfer kinase activity; protein histidine kinase binding
Source: RefSeq, a predicted model, not a curated record
CUGAUCGCCACCAUGUUCAACACGAUGAGGCCCCCUCGCUCCUCCCAUCAACAUCCCAUCCAUACUUUAAUUUGUUGGCUGACCUUACCUUUGCCUUGGCGUAUAUCCGUGAUGGAUCUAGGGUAUGGUGGACGACGCUUUCUUGUAGCUGCAGAGGAUGCGGGAGCAGGGCCGCGUAACCCCGGCCCAUGUCGUUGAGGUCAUGAACCACUUCCUCAACGAAGCCGAGAGGAUCAUCAAGGACAUCACCGGCCCGAUGAACAAGCCCGAGGUGGACUUUGACAAGGUGGACGGCCUCGUGCAGCAGCUCAAGGUGGCAUGCAGCAGUGUUGGUGCUAAGAGAUUGAACCUCUGCUGCGUGCAACACUUCAGUCCUGAGGCAAAAACCAAAGAAGGGUACCUCGCGGCACUGGGUCAUGUUAGGUUUCAGUUCUGCGAUUUGCGCAGCAUGUUCAAGAUCAUAAUGGAGCUGGAGCAGCACUUUGCGGCAUGUGGUCCUAAGUAGGAGUAAUUGAGGGGAAAAGGGCAUAGUACCAUGCGAUAUCUCGCAUGAUGGGGUGUAUGUAUCACUGAAGAUGUGUGCAGUUUUCAUUGGUUGUUUGGCUUUGGAGGGUGCGCUCGGAUAGAAGCAGAUUCUCGUCUCAGAAGUCCAGACUUGCAACCCUAUGAAAGAAACUUUUUAUGACUUGUGUCAUUGUGUCAACUCUAUACAUGUUUCU